AUGUCCGCUGCGACGGAGGACAAGCCUUCUGCGACGACCAAAUAUGAGUCGAUCGUUAUCACCCUAGCUCAGAACGAUGCUACCUCUCUCGAAGCGUCGGCCCUCCCCAUCCGACGUAUUUGCUUCUCGCCAUCAAAACCGAAGGUACAGAUCGGAAGGUCGUCGAAGACUGUCAGCAAGGGCCUUUCGCCGUCCGAGAACAAUGCCUAUUUCGACAGUCCCGUCAUGUCUCGAGCACAUGCCGAGUUGACUGCGGACUUGGACAAAGGGAAAAUUCAUCUUAAAGAUCUAGGCUCGUUGCACGGCACCUCCGUCAACAAGACAACACUGUCCGACGAGUCCACCGUUUCUCUAAAAGUCGGCGACUCUGUCUGCUUCGGCAUCCAUGUUGCUCGAGGCCUAGAGGUUUUUAGCCCCGCAACGGUGAUUGUUGAGUCUAUUUUCCACAUGGUGUCGUCCAACGUGCCUAAGACUGCACAGCCGAAAACGUAUCGGGCACCAGAACCCACUGAUGAGUUAUCUGAUGGAGGCAGCGAGUGCGAUUGUUCAGGUAGCGACUAUCAUUCAAACCUCGAAGAUUCUUCUGGCGACAAAGACGACCAGUCGGAUGAUGCAGCGAUGGACAGUGUGCUCCACACAUCGUCAGAAAGUGACGGAGAGAUCGCGGAUGUUGCACUGCCUGUAUCCAAAACUACAAGCGAAGACUCGGCGAAAGUAAUUGAGGCAUCGCUGGUGGAGGCGAGCCUUUUUGACGAAACAGUUGACCAGUCACCUGACGACUUGUUGAGCUAUGGCGAAGCUGGGAGUGUUUCUGGGAGUAGUGACGCGGACGCAAUCGAGCUCGACUACAAUGAAGAUGAACAUGUCGACCUGGCAGGCAAUGACAAUUCUGAUGAUGACAGCUUUAUGACGGACAGCGAAGAAGACGAAGAAAAAGACGACGACUUUGAUGGCAGCAGCCAGGAUGGCUUGGACGGCGACGAUGCUAUGGACGUUGACGAUGCCGAUGACAUGAACGACGACGGCAGUGACUUCUUGAGCUCCGAGAUCUCUCUGCUUGAUUCCCCAGCGACCAGACCUACCACCUGGGUCCCAGAAACUACUCCUGCCGAUGGCUUAUGGACACCGCCGUCUGCCUCGAUUGCAAGCCCGUCUGAUAGGAAGGAAACUUCGAAGAAUAUUGCCCACGACGCGGCAGACGAUCGGAUGGAGGAUGGCGAGGCCGCCGCCGAUAACAACACCGAUGACAAUCAUGUUGUUUCCUGUAACGAUGCGCUACUCAACGUGGCGAAGAAGUGUAACAUCUCUUCUAUUCUCAAUCCAUCCCCGCCGCCAUCGUCGCCUGUCAGGGAAGCGUCUGGAAAGGCCGUGGCGACUGAAGUUGCCCCUAUGGAGCCAGUCGAGGAAAGUCUGACUUCGGCUUACCUCGAGGCUCUCUACCACGUCAGUUACGUAGCAGGUGGCAGCAACCAAAAGAUGGACACGGACAUUGUUUUGGCAACGCGCUCAUCCCCCAACAAUCUCCACGCCUCGCCCGAUGCUCCGGUAUCUGCAAACAUCACGUCUUCUGAUUUCUCAAAGCCCGUUGCCACUACUGCACUUCUCGAGUCUGGCAAAGCGUUCCUAUGCUCCUACCCGAACGAGCCCGCAAGCUUUAUUGACGUCGUCGACGUCGUCGAAGAUGAGAAUGGCGACGCCAUGUUGAGUGCGGCUGUCUUCAAUGCUCUUAAAAAGAAAAUGGAGGCAACCAACAAGAAGCGCAAGGUGGACGAGAUGUUGGCAGUACCUGAAGAUGUGCCUGUGGCUAUGGAUAGUGCACUGACUGGAUCUUCUUCGGACAGUUUGGGCAACGGAACUCACGGCGACAGUGGGUCGGCUAUUCAGUCGCCUCCUAAACGCCAGGCCACAGAAGCUGCUGUGCAGUCCAACAGAAAAUUGAAGGGGACAAUGUGGGCAGUUGCUGAGAAAAUUGGUAUUGCUGCUCUGGGUGGUGCUGUAGUUCUGGGGUCUCUGAUUUACACUGCCCCCUCUCUUUGA
Grosmannia clavigera kw1407 is the source of this 2037-nucleotide messenger RNA. RefSeq names its product fha domain containing protein. The record is from RefSeq and is a predicted model, not a curated record. Gene Ontology annotation, cellular component: cytoplasm. Lineage: Eukaryota; Fungi; Ascomycota; Sordariomycetes; Ophiostomatales; Ophiostomataceae. Bases 1 to 2037 code for a protein of 678 amino acids. Gene Ontology annotation, molecular function: protein binding. The transcript is spliced from 5 exons.